AGAGAUUCCAGGAACGACUUUUGAAUCUCAGAAACAAACGGAACUAGGAAACCAGGAAAGACUUUUCUAUUUAGCCAUGUCUAUAAGCUUGUGUAUGCACUGACUCUCAGAACAAGAAAGACAGCGAGGGACUGAUCUCUUGCAUUCGUUCAGAGCUAUUCGCUUUCAUCGAUCUCAGAUCUACACCAUCGUUUGCAGUGAAUCGGUAGUUCUUCUGUUGGGGGGCAAUGGCUGUUUCCGUGAGAUUAAUGGCUCUCAUAGUAGCGUGUUGUGGCGUCGUUUCCUUCAUAUUCGGAGUUGUUGCUGAAAACAAGAAGCCAGCGUCUGGAACUCCAAUCACAGGGAAAGGUGUUGUCAUAUGCAAGUAUCCAUCUGAUCCUACUGUCGUUUUGGGGUAUCUGUCAGUAGUAUUUCUCAUUGCAACUACCGUGGUUGGGUAUUUGUCACUGUUUUACCCUUACAAAGGAAAAUCUGUUCCACAAGCUGCCUUGUUUAGAAGCUCCAGCUUUGUUGUGUUCUUCAACAUUGCCAUAUUUACAGCUGGAUUGGCUGCAACUCUGCUAUUAUGGCCAACGAUAACAGAACAGAUUCAUCUUGCACGCAAUGUUCAUCACAACCUCAAUACGGAUUGCCCAACUGCCAAGACCGGUCUCCUUGGUGGUGGUGCUUUUUUAUCCCUUGAUGCAUGCCUUUUCUGGUUGGUUGCCCUUAUGCUAGCUGACAAUGCUCGAGAGGACUACUUUGAUGAAACAGAAAAGGACGGUGUUGUGGAACAAGGUCAGGUUUUCGUAGAUGAUUAUACGCGCAUACCUGCAAAGGCCAGUGUGUGAAGUAUCUGUUGAAUAUGAGCACUCUUUGGGUUUAGGCUCCUUUAGUUUUCUAUGCUUCUCUGGUUUAUAUAUACUAUGUCAUCAACAUCUUUUAACACCUUUAUGGUGAUUGGAGUUUGGUUGUAAAAUGUAAAUAUUGUUUCGG
Molecule: messenger RNA, 975 nt
Organism: Juglans microcarpa x Juglans regia
Lineage: Eukaryota; Viridiplantae; Streptophyta; Magnoliopsida; Fagales; Juglandaceae
Exons: 4
Coding region: 228-830 (200 amino acids)
Source: RefSeq, a predicted model, not a curated record